Messenger RNA from Lates calcarifer (barramundi perch), 3240 nucleotides. RefSeq names its product death-associated protein kinase 2. The transcript is spliced from 12 exons. The coding region runs from base 289 to 1374 and encodes 361 amino acids. Gene Ontology annotation, biological process: intracellular signal transduction; positive regulation of apoptotic process; protein phosphorylation. The record is from RefSeq and is a predicted model, not a curated record. Gene Ontology annotation, molecular function: protein serine/threonine kinase activity; ATP binding. Gene Ontology annotation, cellular component: cytoplasm; nucleus. NCBI's taxonomy places the organism in Eukaryota, Metazoa, Chordata, Actinopteri, Centropomidae.
GGGUGUUUUCCGCAUUCCCCAUCGUCAGUCAUUGUCAGGGCAUCGGCGAGCAUUCAGUUCACCGCACACAUCCUAGAAGAAUUGUCUGGAGCAGAGUAGGAGCGCAUGCACGGGAUAAACGGCGGCGGUUCGUGGGAACAUCCGAGCUCGGAGCCGAGCAGUCAUAGUGGCACUCUUACUCAGGUCCAACUGUAUGCAGACUUUGGAGGAUCAUGAAACACUUGACUUUGCCUUUUAAAUAGCCAGGAGCAGGCUGACUAAGGACUAGGCGAAUCGAAGUAAAUCAACAUGGCUGUCUUCAAGCCUGAAAAUGUGGAAGACUUCUAUGAGAUUGGUGAAGUUUUGGGAAGUGGGCACUUUGGUCAGGUUCGACAGGUACGUGAGCGGGCCUCUGGGACUUGUUGGGCAGGCAAGUUCCUGAAGAUUCGGAAGAUUGCAUGCAGCCGUCUGGGCCUAGACAGGAGCAGUGUGGAGCGGGAGGUGGAGAUCCUCCAGGCUGUACAACACCCAAACAUUGUGGCUCUCAAAGAUGUCUUUGAGAGCCGAGCAGAAGUGGUGCUCAUUCUGGAGCUAGUUAGUGGGGGGGAGUUGUUUGACUUCAUUGCUGAGAAGGAGAAUCUGUUGGAGAGUGAGGCCAUUGAGUUCAUGAAGCAGAUCCUGGAGGGAUUGGGAUUCAUGCACAGUAGGAACAUUGCCCACUUUGACCUCAAGCCAGAAAACAUCAUGCUGUCAGACAAAGUGUCACCACACCCCAACAUCAAACUAAUUGACUUUGGCCUGGCCCACCGUUUUCAUCAGGGAGAGGAGUAUAGGAGCACAAGUGGCACCCCACAGUACAUUGCCCCUGAGGUGAUCGACAGUGAACCUCUAAGCACAGCGGCAGAUAUGUGGAGCAUUGGAGUUAUAACCUACAUACUAUUGAGUGGGUUGUCACCAUUCCAAGGUGAGACUGAUGAAGAGACUCUGAGGAAUAUCAUUGCCAUGAACUAUGAGUUUGAUGCACGGUAUUUCAGCAUGACCAGCUCCAUGGCCAAAGACUUCAUCCAGAAACUCUUGGUGAAAAACCCCAUUGAUAGAAUGACAGCCGAGGAGUGUCUGCUUCAUCCAUGGAUUAAGCCCAUCACACGCAUACAAGUAGCCAAAAGGAAUCGAUCCUCAAUCAAUAUGAAGAACUUUAAGAAGUUCAACGCUAGAAGGAAAUGGAAGAUGUCCUUUAACAUGGUGUUAAUGUGUAACCGGCUGGUCCAGUUGAAAGUGCUGUGUAAGGGCAGCUCAGAUCCAGAUCCACUACAGAGACAGUGUGAAAGCGACGUAGAGGACACAGAAACCAAGCCUGCCUCUCUGCUGCGUCGAAGACUCAGCAGCAGUUCUUAGAGGUGACAAAAGAGAGGCAGCAGCACACCAGAGAGGUUCAGGCUGGUGGGCAGAAUCACUGAGGGGGCAUGCUCUCUGUUAUACUAUUCAAGUGAAAUGAUCUAAAUGUUGCCGAAUGUUAUAUACUCUAACUGAUGUGCCUGGGGAGUGAGUGCUGCCUCUUUUUGAAAAAUGUAAAACUAAUUUUAUGCCAAGUCUUCCAUGACUUUUAUAUUGAUGCUACACACACACACACACACACACACACACACACACACACACACACACACACACACACACACACAACUGUGGGAGCAAAAGGGAUGAUUUAAUCACAUGCAUUAUUAAUAGUUACAUUGUAUUUUAUUUUUUGAGCUCUGGCCAUCAUUUUAAUCAGUUAUGUUAACAUUGUAGUCACCAAGUGAAUAACUAAGAUCUGGGAACAGUGAUGAGGAACAAGUCAGACAGGUCAAGAAACAUGAGCAGUCAGCUGAUCAGACAGGUUGGAAACAAACUUCCAGGUUAGCUCUGUCAAUCUGUGUUGUGUACACAGUUUUCUUGUACAGUGAGGGAUUAUUAGCCACAUUACAGGUCUGCUUACCUUCAGUUUGAUCUCCAAAUAACAUGGCUUGUUGGCUUGUUUGUCUCAUCAUAUCACAUUACAGCUCAUGUCUCUCAUUCCUUUGGACCUGUUUUAUUUCCCAGAUGUCAUGAAUGACUGGUGAAUAUGUUAUCAUACUCUAGCUUUAACUGUAGAUUCCUUUAGAGAGAGACUUAACAACAGACUAAAAAGCUAUGAGAGAGCUUUCUUAUCCAUUUUAAGUUCAAAUCUGACCUUAGUACUAGUCCUCAUGAGGACGUGUUAGUUGCCAAUUUCAAGAAACAACAAACCAUUCAAACUCAAAUCCACUGAUGUUCAAAACAUCAUCAGUUAUCUGGGAGGGAAUUUGCAGGUUUUGGGGGCAUUAUGACUAUAUCAGAGAGUGUCUAAUUUUGUUGUGAUCCCAUACUGCACAAGAUACAAUAUUUGAAUCAGUACCGUACAUAUUUUGUACUCUUGUGUAUUAUAUCACUUGUAUCACAUGAUUUUUUUUUAAAAUGGCGACAAUCAUGUUUUGUACAUAACCUCACUACCUACAACUAUUAUAUUUUUGUCAUCUGACUUCAUCAAAAACUUGAACAAUCAUCAGAUUUUUUAUUAUUUUGAAAAAAUACCAAAGUUAUAAUUUGUCUCUUUUUUUCUCAGUCAUGUUUGCAUUGAUAUGUUUGUUGAAAUAACCUGUAUCUGUCAAUGGUUUCUUCUCAUUCAGAUGAUUCAUCUGACACACUGCAGUAAAUCUAAGCUAGUGCAACUGCAGUGAUGUUAAUCACUGUAAUAAGCUACACAAAGAGAAGAAUGUGUUAAUUAAUAUUAACACAUAUCACAGAACUGAAAUGGUUAAAAGUGAUGUUACAAGAAAGGGUAUUUUUAAACAUAAAGAAUGAUUUAUGUUUGCCUACACUGUUAAAAAAAUGUUUUUAAAAAAACAGUGAAAAUAUGGCAGCACAGGUGCCAGAAAAACACUGAAAAUACUAAAUACUGUAAUGUGAAAUAAUGGUUACUGGUCAUACCACAAAUACAGCACAUACUAUUAUUUUACAUGUUCUAUGUUUUUAUUUUCAACAAUAUCCUUUUUGUUGUUACUUUCUGCGAGUGACUGAUGGUUAAAUAUACCUUCUGUAUACACUGAAAACAUCCUUUCUUCAGGAUAUGUGAUUCUGUUUUGGAUAAGAAACUUUACUGAAUUGUAGCUUAAUGCACCGAGUUUGUCACUGUACUUACCCUCAACAUGUUAUAAAUAAAGUUGGUUAAAAAAGCCUAAUGUAAGUGCAGUCAUAUUCUCUCUG